Messenger RNA from Paramisgurnus dabryanus, 1773 nucleotides. RefSeq names its product CD5 antigen-like. Lineage: Eukaryota; Metazoa; Chordata; Actinopteri; Cypriniformes; Cobitidae. Gene Ontology annotation, cellular component: membrane. The record is from RefSeq and is a predicted model, not a curated record.
UAGCAGAAGCUGCAGUGGUGUGUAAUAGCAUGGGCUGUGGGACUCCGAUAGCAGCAACAACGAAGGCUUCCUUUGGGCAGGGUUCAGGACCCGUUUGGCUGGAUGAUGUAAGUUGUUCUGGGAAUGAGGCAACAGUAAAAACUUGUCUAUCAGAUGAAAUAGGAACAACCAGCUGUAGCCAUUCAAAAGAUGCUGGAGUCAUCUGUCGAGAUAUAAAGCUGGUGGGUGGUACGGGUCCAUGCAAUGGCAGACUUCAAGUUCUUUAUAAUAAUCACUGGGGUUCAGUUUGUCACACUGGCUGGGGUCUGGAAGCAGCUGCAGUUGUGUGUGAAGAGCUUAGCUGUGGUGGGGCUGUACAGCUAAAGUCAUAUUUGGGUCCAUUUAUUGGGCCAAUAUGGAUGGAUAAUCUUGCUUGUACAGGAAAAGAGUCAACAGUACGGAACUGUCCAUUUACUGGAUGGGGUGCAAGCAGCAGUUGUGCGGACGGAUAUUACGCUGGGGUUGUUUGCAAUGAUGUUAGAAUGGUAGAUGGAAAUAAUCGGUGUUCUGGAAGAGUGGAGGUUUUAAAAAAUAAUCAAUGGGGAACUGCCUGUGAUGCUGGCUGGGAUUUGCUAGAUGCUGCAGUGGUAUGUAAAAACACGGGAUGUGGGACUCCAAUAGCAGCAACAACCGGGGCUUUUUUUGGACAGGGUUCAGGACCCGUGUGGCUGGAUGAAGUGAGAUGUUCUGGGAAUGAGACAACAGUGAAAAAUUGUCCAUCAAAGCCAUUAGGAACAAGCAGCUGUAGCCAUAAACAAGAUGCUGGAGUCGUCUGUCGAGAUAUAAAGCUGGUGAAUGGUACAAGUCCAUGUGAUGGCAGACUUCAAAUUCUUUAUAAUGAUGACUGGGGCGCAGUUUGUCACACAUCCUGGGGUCCAGAAGAGGCUGCAGUUCUGUGUAAUGAGCUUGGCUGUGGUGAAGUUCCAGUGCCGCAGGCAUAUGUGGGUCCAACUGUUGGGACAAUAUGGAUGGAUAAUGUUGCAUGUUCUGGAAAGGAGAUAACAUUGCGGGACUGUUCAUUUACUGGAUGGGGUGUUAGCAGCUGUGUGGAUGGACUUCAUGCAGGAGUUAUUUGCAUCAGAUUUGUGAGAAAAAAUGUGGUGAAGAUUGUGAUUACAGCUAGCACUGACAUAAAUGUCAAUGAUCUUAAUAACAUGAAGACUUUUUUGGACCAGAUAAACAAAGUGGUUAAAAGUAAAGGAGAUUAUUUUGCCAAAUGGAGAAAACAGCAUGACGGGAAGAUAUUCCAACAAAUAACAGCAUGACAGGUCCUUUUCAAAGACACUUAUCAAAAUAAUACUGCCAAUCUUCUAUUCUACACCAUGUAUAUCUUUUUAAAUAGUAAAUAUUGUAUAAUGAAAUUAAAUGCACGCACUGUACUGAAUCCCACUUGAUUAUAACAUAUUUCGUAUAAAGAAUCUGAAUUAUACAGUAGUUAUGUUCUAAGCUUAUAGUAUUUCACAUGUAUAACCAUUGUAGUAGCAUAAGAUAAAGAUUAGUCAUAAUUUUUUAUUUCAAUUCAGACAUGUAAAUACGUUUGCGAUGUACCCAAAUAUUCCAAGAAUCGUCUGCACAUGUAUGUGCACAUAGAAUCUGAAAUGAAAAGUAUUCAAUUCAAUUCAAAUCAGUUUAUUCAUCCCCAUGGGGCAAUUAAGAGACACGAAGAGCAGCACAUUCCACCACAUACAAUACAAUACAUCACCAGUACAAUAAGUAAAAUAAUCACAUUCACAA